AUGGUUUUUUGCGCAAGCGCGUUUGCUGAUAUCUGGAAGGUAACUGUAGAGCCUGAAAUGCAGGCUCUGGUCUCAUCUUGUGUCGUGUUGCCCUGUUCAUUCAAAUACCCCGUUCAAGAACAGCCCUCUGAUCGUAUUAGAGCUAUGUGGCACAUGAAGGACAACUGGGAUGAUAUUAUUUUUCACAAAGACUCCACGAGGGUUAAAGACAGUUUCAGGGGUCGUACAAACCUGAUUGGUUCACUGGGUGGUUUCAACUGCUCCUUGGAGAUUGAUGAGGUCAAAAACCACGACAACGGGCCGUAUUGUUUCAGGGUGGAAUUAGAAACCUCUAAAAAAGACAAGUACUCCUUUGUGGAAAACUGUGUGUCGAUUAAAAUGAUCGAGCAAGCAUCAAAACCAGAGCUGCAGGCCGAGCAGUCUGUGCAGGAGGGUGAACCAGUGGUCUUCACAUGCUCUGUCCGGCACACAUGUCCGUCCCACCAGCCCACUCUCACCUGGAACCACACUGGAAAAGUCAUCAUGAGCUACAAGAACAUUGGUCAUGGAAACUGGGAAACACAGUCUGUACUGACCUUUAUCCCUCAAAAAGAGGACGAUCACAGCGCUGUCGCAUGCACAGUCAAACACUACGGGAAUGUCGAGGGCGAAAUGACAGCGUCUCACCGUAACUUUGUGAAAGGUAUAACAAUAAAACUGUUCUGUGUAAAUGUUCUUUUAAAGUAAUUAAGUGUUUUUUGU
Carassius auratus (goldfish) is the source of this 741-nucleotide messenger RNA. Its product is annotated as sialic acid-binding Ig-like lectin 14. The coding region runs from base 1 to 726 and encodes 241 amino acids. The record is from RefSeq and is a predicted model, not a curated record. Lineage: Eukaryota; Metazoa; Chordata; Actinopteri; Cypriniformes; Cyprinidae. The transcript is spliced from 3 exons.